UUCAUCUACGAGCUUGCAGAGGCAGCAGUUUUUAGGCGUGUGCAUACUCCAGCUGUAAACAUGUCUCUUAAGACAGUGGGCACAGCAUUAACCCGUGCACUGUGGACUACAGGAAACAGGACUCCCCCUCUUACGCGAUCCCCCAAAGUAAACAGACUCUCUACCUCAUGCAGGGUGUCUGGGGAAAGAAAGCAGGGCCACGAAAAGACAAAAGAACAAAGUUGCGUUUCGGACUCAGACAGGCCGAGUGGCGACGUGCCAACACCCAGCGAGCCUCCUCACAAAUGCACGACGGGAGAUAAGCGACUCAAGGAGCCCGUGGGUGCUCCCGGUGUUACUGGUGUGAGAAGACGGUCGUACACGUCCAACGCAGCUCCAGUGGACCAGAGGUCCUUCCUGUGGGCUCGUUACAAUGACAUGAAACGGCUGGUUCACGAAUUGAUUCCACCAGGUGCGUGUAACCUCCUCAACUCCUCCACCAUCUACGCUAACAAUGAGGUCAACCUGGCUGAAGUGGACAUUUAUGGCUUUGACUAUGACUACACGCUGGCUCUGUACUCAAAUGCGCUCAACACAAUGAUCUACAAUAAAGCAAGAGACUUCCUAAUUGAACACUUUAAGUAUCCUGAAGGCAUCCGCAAGUAUGAUUACAUCCCCAACUUUGCUGCUCGGGGGCUUCACUAUGACAUCCAAAAGGGUCUUCUGAUGAAGAUAGAUGCCUUCCAUUACAUUCAGCCAGGAACAGUAUAUCGGGGACUGAUGCCAGUGCCAGACGAGGAGGUCGUUCAGCUGUAUGGAGGGACUUACCAUAUCCCCCUGCAGCAGGACAGUGGCUUCUAUGGAAAGGGACCAAAGGUAAAGCAAUUCAUGGACAUCUUCUCCAUUCCUGAGAUGACUCUCUUGGCAGUGGCAAAUGAUUUUUUCAUCACCAACGACAUCGACUAUGAUCCAGUUCACCUCUUCAAGGAUGUCUCGGAAGCAAUUGGCAUGGUUCACCUCAAAGGCUACAUGUACAAAUGGGUCAUGGAAGAUCUUGAUAAGUUCAUUCUCAGGGGAGAAGAGACUGAUGCUGUUCUGCAUCGAUUGGUCAGUCAUGGAAAGAAACUCUUCCUCAUUACCAACAGUCCCUUCAGCUUUGUGGAUAAAGGAAUGACGCACAUGGUGGGAAAAAACUGGAGAGACUUCUUUGAUGUUGUCAUAGUGCAGGCAGACAAACCUCACUUCUUCACAGACUGUAUCAAACCUUUCAGACGGUUGGACGGUAAUGGAGACCUUCAGUGGGAAAAGAUAAAGAGUUUGGACAAAGGACAGAUCUACAAACAGGGAAACCUGUUUGACUUUCUCAGACUGACGGGCUGGCGAGGUUCAAAGGUUCUGUACUUUGGAGACCAUCUUUAUAGUGACUUGGCUGACCUGAUGUUGCGACAUGGCUGGCGUACAGCAGCCAUAGUACCUGAGCUGGAGCACGAAACCAAAAUGGUGAGCACAGACCGGUUUGGUCUCACCCUCACUUGGCUGCAGGCUUUAACCGGCCUGAUGGAGCGCCUACAGACACAUCGGGAUCCAGAGUCUAAACAAGUUUUUCAGGAAUGGCAGAAGGAGAGGGAAGAACUCAGGGUGAUGACAAAGAACCUAUUCAACCCUCAGUUUGGCAGCAUCUUCAGAACGUGUCACAACCCCACCUACUUCUCCAGGCGUCUGUGUCGUUUCUCAGACAUCUACAUGGCCUCCCUCAGCUGCCUUUUGAAUUAUGACCUAUCGUACACGUUCUACCCCCGCCGCACUCCUCUGCAGCACGAGGCUCCUCUGUGGAUGGACCAGCUUUGCACAGGCUGCAGGAAGACACCUUUUCUGGAGGAGAUGUCUCACAUACGAUGAGAGCUGUAUUCUCUUUGGUGACUGUUAGGAUUUCAUAUUAGGCCUGGUGAAUACUUGAGAUUGCCUGAGGAUUUCUGUCAUAUAGCAGUGUUUAUUUUUAGCCAAGAAGGUGCCGCACAACUCUCUCCACAGGAUGAAGCAUUCCUGUUCUACACAGUGACCCACUUCCCCAAUGAAUUCGCUAGAGGGUGCUGUAGAUUUAGCUGCUGUCCAGGGAGUGUGUGAUUCAGUUAAACAUGUUGUGGUACAAAAUUGACAGACACUCCGGUUGUUGCCUGAAUCGAAGUGAAAUGGAAAUGCUGAACAAUAAUGAGCUACUAUCGCACAAUUUAAAUAAAUAAAUAAGUAAAAUCUUAUAUCAUAA
Messenger RNA from Micropterus salmoides (largemouth bass), 2242 nucleotides. It is a transcript of the gene nt5dc2, whose product is annotated as 5'-nucleotidase domain containing 2. The coding region runs from base 61 to 1878 and encodes 605 amino acids. Lineage: Eukaryota; Metazoa; Chordata; Actinopteri; Centrarchiformes; Centrarchidae. The transcript is spliced from 14 exons. Gene Ontology annotation, molecular function: 5'-nucleotidase activity. The record is from RefSeq and is a predicted model, not a curated record.